GUUUGUGCAUGUAAACACCAUAUCCCGAAUUCAGAAACCGGGUUAUGCCCUUUUUCCGGUUUCAAGAAACCCGGUUUUGUCACCUGGAGUACUCUCAUAGAAGCCGGGAUACUGGAGCAUGUAUACGCCUUAUCCCGGUUUCUGACGGCUGCCUGCCUUGUGCGCAGGCGCCAGAGUGAGUGACGCACCAGAUAAACAAGAAGAAACAUGGCGGCAACGAGAGCUUCCCAUUUUUGGAGCGACGAAGAGACUGAAUUUUGCCUGAAAGUAAUGAAAGAACUCAACAUAACUAAGUGUUUAGACGGCAAAAGACACAGAAAUGCCGACCUAUUCAAGUCUGUUGCGGACAAGCUACGUGACGCUGGUUUUCCACCUCGCACCGUUGAACAAGUUAGGUCACGGUGGAAAAUAUUGAAGAAGCACUACUACUUAGCCAAGCGCCAGAACCAGAAAAGUGGCUCUGAUCCAGCAACCUUCAAAUUUUUCGAAACACUGGACGAGAUGUUAGGUCACCGUCCUCUGGCAACAGCAGCCAGCAGUGGUGUUGACAUCGGCUUCUCGAAUGCAGCAGAGCCUCCACAGGGAGAUGACUUAUACCCAGAUAUGGAUGAUGACGCAGAGGAGGACUUAAGCAGAGCCAGUACCCCUGCACCAGCUGAGGCCACUGAGGAUUCUGCUGCAUCCGCAAAUAUUGACAGCCUGCCUGCAUCUGCUGAAGGGAUCCCUACUUAUGCAUCAUGUGAGAGACCCUCCCAAGAGUCCACAACACAAGACCACCUUGACAGGAGAAGGCGCAGAAGGCUCAACAACACCCUCAGCCGCCAGCAGGAUUUCCUAGAAAGGUUCCAGGAGGCCCAAAAUACCUGGAUGGAGCAUCAGCUGCGAGAGAGCUUCGAGCGGGAGCGUCAACUUCUCACUGAAGUGAUGCAGCAAAGCAGCCGCUCCAUGGAGUCCCUGCUGAGACCAUUACUUGGCGGCAUGAGAGGCCCGUACAUUCCACCAUCUUUUCAGCCAACGUUUCCCUAUGCUAAUCCUAAUAAUAUGCAUUACGAAGUCUCUCCAUCUUAUUAUCCUGCACCUGACACCUCUCAACAGGGGAGAGGAGGAGCAAUGGAGGACAACUCUGAAAACUCUUUUUUUGAACUUUAAAGUGUUUCAGAAAAUGUUUGCUUAAAGAGCAUGUUCAUUUUUUUACAUUUUGCACUUUAAGGACUAAGCUGCUGUCAUUUGCACUUUUGUGUAAUAUUUUCUAACUUUAUGGACAGCAUUGUGACAGGUUUUGUUAGGUUUUUUAAAAUUGUUUUGUUUAUUAUAUUGUUAACCAGCUGGCCAAUAUUUUUUGAUAUUUAAUGAAUGGCAACUGUUAAUAAAAAUGAUGAACUAUU
Epinephelus lanceolatus (giant grouper) is the source of this 1385-nucleotide messenger RNA. Lineage: Eukaryota; Metazoa; Chordata; Actinopteri; Perciformes; Serranidae. The record is from RefSeq and is a predicted model, not a curated record.